Molecule: messenger RNA, 4886 nt
Organism: Brassica napus (rape)
Lineage: Eukaryota; Viridiplantae; Streptophyta; Magnoliopsida; Brassicales; Brassicaceae
Product: receptor-like kinase TMK3
Exons: 10
Coding region: 130-2802 (890 amino acids)
Biological process (GO): protein phosphorylation
Molecular function (GO): ATP binding; protein binding; protein kinase activity
Source: RefSeq, a predicted model, not a curated record
UGAUCAUGACAAUUUCUAUAAUUGUUUUUUCUUCUUCUUCUUCUUCUUCUUCUUCUUCUUCUUCUUCUUCUUCACCUAAUCUUCAAUGCCGCGUAAAACCCUAGACACUAUACUCUACAACCUCCAAAAAUGACAAGAUCUCAUCUCUUCCUCUGUCUCCUCCUCCUCCUCGCCUUCCUCAAUUUCGCUGCUCCUCAAGACGACGCGAGGAUCAUGCUAUCCUUCAAAUCGAGCCUAAAUCUCACCUCGGACGUGGACUGGUCGAACCCGAACCCUUGCAAGUGGGACACUGUCCAAUGCGACGGGAGCAGCCGCGUCACUCGGAUCCAGCUCAAUCAGAAAGGCAUCCGCGGCACUCUCCCUCCGAAUCUCCAGAACCUCUCCGAGCUCGUCGUCCUCGAGCUCUUCUCCAACAGAAUCUCCGGCCCAAUUCCCGAUCUCUCCGGUCUCACGAAUCUACAGACUCUCAACCUCCACGACAACCUCUUCGAUUCGACUCCGGAGAAUCUCUUCUCCGGGAUGAACUCCUUGCAAGAGGUGUAUUUAGACGAGAACCCGUUCUCUUCGUGGGAAAUUCCGGAGACUGUUAAGGACGCCACGCUACUCAAGAACCUUUCUUUAAUUAAUUGCAACCUCACCGGUUCGAUUACCGUAUUAUUCGGCUCCGAGACGCUUCCAAGCCUCGCUUCGUUGAAGCUUUCUCGAAACAGUCUUUCCGGACCGUUACCUUCGAGUUUGUCGGGGUCGUCUUUACAGGAGCUUUGCCUCAACGGACAGCGCCUCAACGGUACCAUCUCGGUGUUACAGAAUAUGACUUCUCUCGUCGAGGUUGAUCUGCAAGGCAACGCCUUUUCAGGUCCGAUCCCUGAUCUCUCCGGUUUGCAGUCUCUGAGGCUCUUCAAUGUAGGAGGGAAUCAGCUCACUGGUGUUGUUCCACCGUCGUUUACUGGUCUGAAAUCUCUUACCAUUGUAAAUUUGACGAGUAACUACUUCCAAGGACCUUCUCCAUUAUUCGACAAGUCUGUUAGUGUUGAUGCGGUAGCGAAAACGAAUAGCUUUUGUCUGGAGAUUCCUGGUGCUCCUUGUGAUUCUCGUGUUGAGACCUUGCUGUCUAUAGCUGAGUCGUUUGGUUAUCCGGUGAAGCUUGCUGUGAGUUGGAGAGGCAAUAAUCCGUGUGCUAGCUGGCUCGGGAUUUCUUGUGUCGGAAGUAACAUUACAGUUGUUAACCUAGGGAAACACAAUCUUAUUGGUACGAUAUCUCCGAGUUUUGCCAGGCUUUCGUCGUUGGAAAAGAUCAUUCUUUAUAGCAACAAACUCAGCGGGAGAAUACCGAAGGAGCUUACCACUUUGCCUAAGCUUUGGCUGCUUGAUGUGUCUAACAAUGACUUCUACGGUGGUGUGCCGAAGUUCAGGGAAGGUGUGAAUGUUGUGACUACUGGUAACCUUAACAUCGAUAAGGAUGGACCUGUCUCACCGAGUGGUGGAACUCAUGGAGGGUCUGGACAUAAUAGCACUGGUGGUGGCGGAAGUUCUAAAUGGUCGAGCAGUGUCAAGAUCAUUGUUCCUGUGGUUGGUGGUGUUGUUGUUGCAUUGUGUAUUGUUGGUGCAUUGUAUGUUGUUGGUGCAUUGUGUAUUGACAGCGAUGCAAUUAAACUCACAGUUGCAGCUUCUAGUCUCAACAAUGGGGGAGGAGGAGGAACCGAGAGCUCUUACAGUCACAGCGGAAGCGCCAACAGUGACAUUCACGUGGUGGAGUCUGGGAACUUGGUUAUACCCAUACAGGUUUUGAGGAGCGCGACAAACAACUUCAGCGAAGAGAAUAUCCUCGGGAAAGGCGGUUUCAGUGUAGUUUACAAAGGUGAACUCAGUGAUGGGACGAAAAUAGCUGUCAAGAAGAUGGAGUCUUCUGCUUCUGUUGUGAGUGAUAAGGAACUCGCUGAGUUCAAAUCAGAAAUCACUUUGUUGACUAAAAUGCGUCACCGUCAUCUCGUUGGGCUUCUUGGUUACUGUCUUGAUGGUAACGAGAGACUUCUUGUCUACGAGUACAUGCCGCAGGGAACUUUGAGCCAGCAUCUGUUCCACUGGAAGGAAGAAGAGCGGAAACCUCUUGAUUGGACUAGAAGAUUGGCUAUUGCCUUGGAUGUAGCUAGGGGUGUGGAGUAUCUACACACGCUUGCUCAUCAGAGUUUCAUCCAUAGGGAUCUUAAGCCAUCAAACAUCCUCCUUGGUGAUGAUAUGAGAGCGAAAGUCUCUGACUUUGGGCUAGUCCGUUUAGCCCCUGAAGGCAAAAACUCCAUCGAGACUCGUGUAGCUGGGACCUUCGGUUACCUUGCUCCAGAAUAUGCAGUGACUGGAAGAGUGACGACCAAGGUAGACAUAUUCAGCCUCGGGGUCAUACUUAUGGAGCUAGUCACUGGACGUAAAGCUCUUGAUGAGACGCAACGUGAGGACAGCGUCCAUCUAGUGACAUGGUUCCGUCGUGUAGCAGCAAGCAAAGACAGAAACGAGAACGCCUUCAAAAACGCAAUAGACACAAACAUCGAGCUGGACGAAGACACCUUAGCCAGGGUUGAAAAAGUUUGGGAGCUUGCUGGUCAUUGCUGUGCACGUGAGCCUUACCAAAGACCUGACAUGUCUCAUAUCGUUAACGUUCUUUCUUCACUCACAGUCCAAUGGAAACCAACUGAGGUCGAUCCUCAUGACCUCUACGGUAUAGACUACGAUCUUCCGCUUCCGCAGGCGGUAAAGAAUUGGCAAGCUUCGCUUAGCCAAACGGGAGAUGACUCUGGAUCUUCUGUUUGAUCAAAAGCUCUGUAAAUAUCUGAAUAAUGCACUACUUUCAUUGAAUAAAAAAGAUCAUGGUUAGUGAUAUCCAUGUAUCUAGGACCAAGUUUAUUAGUUGGUUUAGUGCUGCUAUUGUAGGAACUUGUUGCUCUUUGUAAGGCUAUUUAUAGACUACUAAAAGCAAACAGAAAUUGACUAAUUCAAACUUACAAACUGAAAUUUAAACUUCCAACGGCUCCUUUGAUUUGCUCUAAUAAACACUCCCUAAACUAAGCUUGUGGAUGACAGCCAAACACAAGAUCUUAUCUUUUUUUUUGUCAAGGAGCCGUUGGAAGUUUAAGUUUAUUUCGCCUUUCAUCCGAGUUUUUUGCGUUGUUGGACCGUUUCGUCGUGAAGCCCAUGGCGUGCUGGAAUCAACAUCUUCGUGGUGAAACGCGGCGUUUUCCAUACUGUGAGUGUUUCUUCGCGUCUCCAGAGCUAAUCGCAGCCGAUCUUUCAUCUCCUUCAUCACGAAACCAGUAAUCAUCUUUAAGCCCUCCGUUAAUCGAUCACCCACGAUCUAUAAAAAGGAAGUUGAUUGAGAAUAACUAUGAAUACGAUGGUGAUGACCCUCUCUUUCCAUGGAUCAAAGGCUUUUCCUCCAGGACGAGAAUGCUGGAACGGUUAGUGAUGUACGAGCAAACCGUUCGCAAGCUCUGGCAAUCGGAACACUACAAUGAUAAUCUUCGCUAUCUUAAAGUUUGGUAGGAAUAUGUUAAGGGAUUUGAAAACACAUGUUAUGCUUUGCACCUGGAGUUUCAGCCUAAGGUAAAGACUGCCAAUGAGAUCUUCAAUCUCAUAAUAUCUAGAAAUGCAAAGCCUAUGAAAGGUUGAAUGGUGGUGCAAGAACUUCAUGGUGAGAACUGUGAAAAGACCCAAACCAGCUGAUGAAGUAAGAGGAACAAAAAAAAAAGUGUUCUACCAUCGAGAAGUGGUCACUCUAACUUGAACUAAAAAGCAACGAUCACAAGCUCUCUGUGCGCGACAUCUGCGGUUAAACUUACCUUGCUUGAUGUUGCUUAUGAGUCCUGAUUGUUUUGGUUUUUGUAUCCACAAUCGAGUUUUUUUUUUUAUUACAAGGUUUUGGUUUGUUUUGCUCGGUGAAUCUAGGACAUGCUUUCAGAUUUGUAGGAUAAUCAUUGAGACUCUAGACAAUUACAAAGUUAUAUAAUUUUGAUGUUCUGUAAUAAUAUAACAUGUUUCGUGUAUUUUUGCUUUGCUUUUAUUUUUCAGAAGAGAGAGAUCUUUCAUGAUUUGGCUCCGCUAUUGUGGCACUCUGUUGGUAUCGUUCGUGCUCUUCUUUAGGUACUCUUCGUCCAUUAAAGUUGUCUGGAACCUUGGAAUGGUGAAACAGAAUCAAACUAUCACAAUGACACUUUAGUGGUUGGGAUUGGGAAGAGGCGAAGCAAGAAGCUCUCUUGAACUGCUUUUCGAAACAGAUAAUAUUAGCCUGGGGAAGGCAGAGAUGGGUGCACAUCAAUGUAGGAAAGCUCAAGAAUCACUGGCCACGCUUCCCAUAAAUUUACGAGUCAGCUUACUGGAAACUUUGGAAAAAACAAUGAGGUCAAAAUGGAUUUUAAUCCCAACCAGAGGUGUAACCAUCUCAUAUUUCUUUCAUCCUAACUCGGCUUGAUUACUUAGGCCUAGAGGGUGGUCCCCAUUUCUCGCGUAAAAGCGAUCCUUGACCAUUCAGCCUUUCUCAACCAAGUAUCCCCAUCCCUUAUUAAAGAAAGUCGAUAAUGAAAUGAGGCAGGUUGUGCUAGCAGUGUGUUCAAUAGAGUUUGGCUCUUGGAUGGUAGCACAUGCGACGGAGUUAUUGAUAGCUGGAAGCGAUGAAGGAGAAGUGUUUGCACAUGAGGAGCAGCGAAAUUUGGGUGGAAUCAACAUGGAAAAGCUCCAUAGACUUGACUAUGCUCAAGUCUUUCUUCUUAUGUUCUGACUCUGAAGUACCUUUUCUUUUAUCACUUGUCAUGUACCUUUCCUGUAAAAAUAUUAAGCUAAGCCUGCAGAGAACGUAGCUUCUGUGUAUGCUUUAUGGUUUUUUAAGGAUAGCUCCUUUUAUC